GUUACUCAUCAACUCUCGCGAGAUUUGACUUCCAGGAAGUUCCACGUUCACUGCAAUCGCAGCAUUUGGAUCCCGUUUGCUACACAAUUAUUUCCAUCUUGUGUCGACGAAACUGUGACAAAAAUGCCGCUGAGGCUUGACAUUAAGCGGAGGCUGACCUCCAGGUCUGACCGGGUGAAGAGUGUGGAUCUUCAUCCAACGGAACCAUGGAUGCUGGCCAGUCUGUACAAUGGCAGCGUCUGUGUGUGGAACCACGAAACACAGACUCUGGUGAAGACUUUUGAGGUGUGCGACCUUCCUGUCCGAGCAUCCAAAUUUGUGGCCAGGAAGAAUUGGGUCAUCACAGGAGCGGAUGACAUGCAGAUCCGCGUGUUCAACUACAACACUUUGGAGCGUGUUCACAUGUUUGAGGCCCACUCUGACUACAUCCGCUGCAUUGCUGUCCACCCCACACAGCCCUACAUCCUCACCAGCAGCGAUGAUAUGUUGAUCAAGCUGUGGGACUGGGAGAAGAAGUGGUCUUGCAGCCAGGUGUUUGAGGGCCACACGCACUAUGUGAUGCAAAUUGUCAUCAAUCCAAAAGACAACAAUCAGUUUGCCAGUGCCUCCUUGGACAGGACCAUCAAGGUUUGGCAGCUGGGUUCUUCAUCUCCUAAUUUCACUUUGGAAGGCCACGAGAAAGGAGUCAAUUGUAUUGACUAUUACAGUGGAGGAGACAAACCCUAUUUGAUAUCAGGGGCUGAUGACCGCCAAGUCAAAAUCUGGGACUACCAGAACAAAACUUGUGUUCAGACUUUGGAAGGCCAUGCCCAGAAUGUUUCCUGUGUCAGUUUCCACCCAGAGCUGCCAAUCAUAAUCACCGGGUCAGAGGAUGGGACGGUACGUAUUUGGCAUUCUAGCACUUACCGCCUGGAGAGCACAUUAAACUAUGGUAUGGAACGUGUGUGGUGCGUGUGCGGUCUCAGGGGCUCAAACAAUGUAGCACUGGGUUAUGAUGAAGGCAGCAUCAUUAUCAAAGUGGGUCGUGAAGAGCCGGCCAUGUCAAUGGACACCAAUGGGAAAAUCAUUUGGGCAAAGCACAGUGAAAUCCAGCAGGCCAACUUGAAGGCAAUGGGAGAUGCGGAAAUCAAGGAUGGAGAGAGGCUCCCAUUGGCUGUGAAAGACAUGGGCAGCUGUGAGAUAUACCCUCAAACCAUCCAGCAUAACCCCAAUGGGAGGUUUGUGGUGGUGUGUGGAGAUGGUGAGUACAUCAUCUAUACUGCCAUGGCGCUGAGGAACAAGAGCUUUGGCUCCGCACAAGAAUUUGUUUGGGCUCAUGACUCAUCAGAAUAUGCCAUUCGAGAAAGCAGCAGUGUCGUCAAACUUUAUAAGAAUUUCAAAGAAAAGAAAUCUUUUAAGCCUGACUUCGGAGCUGAAGGGAUCUAUGGAGGUUUCUUGCUCGGUGUGAGGUCGGUGAAUGGUCUGGCAUUUUAUGACUGGGAGAACACGGAACUUAUUCGCCGCAUCGAGAUCCAACCCAAACACAUCUUCUGGUCAGACUCUGGUGAGUUGGUGUGCAUCGCGACAGAGGAGUCCUUCUUCAUUCUUAAAUACCUGUCAGAAAAAGUCGCUGACUCGCAAGAGAACAAGGAGGGAAUGACAGAGGACGGCAUCGAGGACGCAUUUGAGGUCCAGGGAGAGAUCCAGGAGAUUGUGAAAACUGGACUUUGGGUUGGUGACUGCUUCAUUUACACGAGCUCUGUGAACAGACUCAACUACUUUGUCGGAGGAGAGAUUGUUACUAUUGCUCACCUGGACAGAACCAUGUAUUUACUUGGUUACAUACCCAAAGAUGACCGUCUCUACCUGGGGGACAAGGAGCUCAACAUCGUCAGCUACUCCCUGCUGGUCUCCGUUUUAGAGUACCAGACUGCUGUCAUGAGGAGGGACUUUAGCAUGGCCGACAAGGUUCUUCCCACAAUUCCAAAAGAGCAAAGAACCAGAGUGGCUCAUUUCUUGGAGAAACAGGGUUUCAAGCAGCAGGCGUUAGCUGUGUCCACAGACCCUGAGCACAGGUUUGAGCUGGCCUUGCAGCUGGGAGAGUUGAAGAUUGCUUACCAGCUGGCUGUGGAGGCAGAGUCGGAGCAAAAGUGGAAGCAGUUGGCAGAACUCGCCAUAAGCAAGUGCCAGUUCGGCCUGGCCCAGGAGUGUCUGCAUCAUGCGCAGGACUACGGCGGCCUGCUUCUCCUCGCCACAGCCUCUGGUAACGCCACGAUGGUGGGCAAGCUGGCUGAAGGUGCAGAGAGGGACGGCAAGAACAACGUGGCCUUCAUGACCUACUUCCUGCAGGGCAAACUGGAUCAAUGCUUGGAGCUUCUGAUCAGAACUAAUCGUCUGCCCGAAGCUGCUUUUCUGGCUCGCACUUACCUGCCCAGCCAGGUGUCCCGUGUGGUCAAACUGUGGAGGGAAAGCUUGGCCAAAGUCAACCAGAAGGCUGCUGACUCCUUAGCUGACCCCACAGAGUAUGAAAACCUGUUCCCUGGUCUGAAAGAAGCCUUUGCAGCCGAGCAUUUCCUCAGAGAAACUUGCUUAGGCAGCAGACCUGCCAAAGACUAUCCCCUGGUCACACUAAAUGAAGACCGGAAUAUUUUAGAGGAGGCUGAAGGAUACGAACUCAAAGAAACUUCUCCUCAUGAGGAGCCUGAAGAGUCUCCCUUAGUGUCCGUGGUUCCUCAAGUGGCAGAGGAGUCCUUGGCCAAGCCUUCAGAGCCAGAACCUGCCCCCCAACAGGAUCCGGAGGAAACCCCUUCCAUUUCACAGGUGGAACAGGAGAAGGUGGAUUUGACUCUAGAUGAGCUGGAUGUAGACCUGGACAACAUGGAGCUGGAUGACAUCUACACCUCAGACCUCAACCUGGACGAGGACUUUCUAGACGACGAUUAGAGACUGGAGUUUAUUUCAUUGUACUUAAAUAUGAUAUUGUCCACAACUACAGAGUAAAGUCAUGUUUUAUUCUCAGAGGAAUGGUAAACCUCACCUCUAUGUUUCUAACUCUCCAUUUUGUGCACCAUUUAUUGAUUGUUGGAGAUCUUCCACUUUAUUGGAAGUGUUAUGUUUAUUUGUUUUGUCUCGUCUGCCAUGAAGAAUCACCGUUCAAUAAACGGCGGUUUCUGUACAUAUUCAACUUUGACUUCAUUCCAUAUUCAAGUGAAGGCUGGUGAGUGGGAGGAAGUACUUCAGCUCAUUUUCAUCUGUACAAUAUAGACAUGUCUUAUUGUGCUACACCUUAAUAAAUACUUCAUAAUGCCAUUUUUAUUGUAUACAACUGAAACUGGUCUUACCUUUAUUUGUGUAAGAAGGCCAUGCACCUGUCCCCCUUUAGGAAGGUGUUACUCUGGAAAAGUCGAUAUUUUCUUUCAGCUAAUCACACCUGACUGCUGAUUGGUCAGCUGCUGUCAAUCAUUGUCAUGUUGACAAGAGGGCAGGCCCAGAAAGCCAAUCAGUGAGCUUGUAGGCGGUCCAAAGGGACGAGUUUCAACCUGAGUGGACACUUUCCAUCUGGCACUAGUGUUUGACUUGUCUCCAUUCAAUAGUGCAACCUUAUCUUUGGAUGUUAAAAAUGCACGGGACAAAAACUGCUUUUUGACAAAGUGCAGGAGACACUACAUUCCUGUUGUAUUUUUGCCCUCACUUGUUCGUGUUAAUUAAAGAUGUUUUUUUUCAUGUU
Nerophis lumbriciformis (worm pipefish) is the source of this 3706-nucleotide messenger RNA. Lineage: Eukaryota; Metazoa; Chordata; Actinopteri; Syngnathiformes; Syngnathidae. The record is from RefSeq and is a predicted model, not a curated record.